AUGUCAAUACCAAUUUCCCAAAAAUCACUAUCAUAUUCAUACAUAAUUCCUAUGACUAUAAUUUUCUUGGUAAUUUCAUUUUUAAUCACAAGAAUUGAAUCAAGAAAUUUAGAUGAAGUAAUAGAAUCAUCUGAUCCAAGUAUAAAGUGUGGUGGUUGUUCACCAUGUGGUCACCCAUCAUGUUACUCACCACCACCACCUCCACCGCCGUCUCCACCACCACCUAAGAAGCAUUCGAGAACCACCCCUUAUUGCCCACCACCGCCACCGUCACCGCCUUCGGGUGCAGGGUUUUUGUACAUAACUGCACCACCAGGAGAUUUGUACCCUGUUGAUGUCAAUUACUCUGCUUCAUACAGGAAUUUGGUAGCUACUAUAAAUUUAUUUAUUGGCCUUGGAUUUGGCUUUAUAGGGUUGUUGAUUGUAUGA
Molecule: messenger RNA, 429 nt
Organism: Amaranthus tricolor (Joseph's coat)
Lineage: Eukaryota; Viridiplantae; Streptophyta; Magnoliopsida; Caryophyllales; Amaranthaceae
Product: leucine-rich repeat extensin-like protein 6
Exons: 1
Coding region: 1-429 (142 amino acids)
Source: RefSeq, a predicted model, not a curated record